AUGUAUUCUUCAUCAGAUGGGGAUGGAAAAUAUGGUCCACAGGGAUAUCCACGUCCAUUGAACAUGGCCCCUAGACAAUCUUACCCUACUUCAUAUAUCCCCUCCGCAACACCUUGGUCUACAGGCCUUUGCCAUUGUUUUGAUGACCCAGCAAACUGUUUGAUUACUUGUAUAUGCCCAUGCAUCACCUUUGGACAGAUUGCAGAGAUAGUGAAUAAGGGAUCUGUUUCAUGUGCGGCAAGUGGUUCACUUUAUGGGCUACUACUGGGUCUCACUGCCUUACCAUGCUUGUACUCGUGUUUUUACCGAUCGAGGUUGAGAGGGCAAUAUGACUUGGCGGAGGACCCCUGCGUGGAUUGCUUGGUUCACUUCUGCUGUGAAACUUGUGCACUUUGUCAGGAAUAUAGAGAGCUUAGGAGCCGUGGUUUUGAUAUGGGAAUAGGUUGGCAAGCAAACAUGGAAAGACAGAGCCGCGGCGUCACGUUACCUCCAGUUGUUGGUGGCAUGACCAGAUGA
Molecule: messenger RNA, 516 nt
Organism: Quercus lobata
Lineage: Eukaryota; Viridiplantae; Streptophyta; Magnoliopsida; Fagales; Fagaceae
Product: cell number regulator 2-like
Exons: 3
Coding region: 1-516 (171 amino acids)
Source: RefSeq, a predicted model, not a curated record